This is a messenger RNA of Brugia pahangi, 1044 nucleotides long. The record is from the annotation of a GenBank genome assembly. NCBI's taxonomy places the organism in Eukaryota, Metazoa, Nematoda, Chromadorea, Rhabditida, Onchocercidae.
AUGUUUCAAGCAAGAAGAGGACAGUAUCAAAUGCAAAAUCAAGACUUGUUCAGACAUGCACCAAUUACAAAAGCUUGGUUAUUGAUGACGCUGUUCAAUUCUGUCGUCUGCAUGUACUUAAGUAUUAAUGAUUUUGAUUCUUGGAUUGCACCAUCAUUGGGAAAUAUCAUUUCUAUUAAAGGAGUUUUGCAAAUAAUUCCAUCAAAAUUUAUUUUUCAAAAUCCUUCAUCACUUGUUAGUGGAUUAAUCUUGUUAUAUUAUGGCCGAUUAGUGGAACGUCGCUUUGGUUCCUGCAAAUUCAUGAACUUCAUUUUAUUCAAUUUUCUUCAUGCAACUGCAAUCGAAAUAAUUAUUUAUUUUAUUCUCUCACGGUUUUAUGAUUAUAUCCCAUCAACUAUGUAUUUUGUUAUUGGACCGUAUGAUUUGCUCACUGCACUGUAUCUAACAUAUGUGAAGGAGAUACCAUUAGUUCCAUAUGCCAGUAUACUUGGCUUAUCAUUAUCAGCGCAUAGCUUUCCAUUCAUUAUGUUUAUUCAGCUGUUUACAUUAUCGAAGCCGGUAGUGAUUGCAUGUACAGCUGGUGCUUUAAGCGUUUUUUUGUGUCCAGAAUUUUCUACAAAAUUUAAUUUCUUGCCUAGUUCCCUUGUUCGGCUAUUUCGUUCCACCUCAAACCCGAUUGGUUGGCUGUUUCAGAAAUUUGCAGAAUGUGGUGAAUUUGGAAGAGAGGGAAGUGUUUUACCGGUAGCAGCAACGAUUGAGAGACAAAGGAUAGAUAUUCUAGAUAAUUACGAAAGGAGAUUAAUGUUUGGACAAAUGCAACGUGUUUACAGCAGUGAACGAACUCGUCCUAGUGACAAUCAACUUCAUUUUUUGAGUCGAUUACUGGGCAGGGCAUCCAGUGAUGGUGCACCAUCUAACGAAGACCAAGUGCGUCAACUUGUGGAUAUGGGUCUUGGUUCUCGAGAAGAUGUCAGAGAGGCUUUACAGCGAUGCGGUAAUGAUGCUUCUGAAGCGGCUAAUUUAUUAUUGCAUAAUAGGCGCUGA